AUGUCCGCCCAGACAGUCACAUUCCAGCGCCAGUCAACAGAGCCCGCCAGUGUCAUUCGCAUUCACCGUCACGAUGCUGUCGGUGACGCUCCACUUCCCGCAAACUCUGUGCUUCUCAAGUUUCUAGCCGCUCCCGUGAACCCUCAGGAUCUGUUGGUCAUUGCCGGACGGUAUCCUGUCCAACCCCACCAUCGCUAUAAUGACGAGCCUAUCCCCGGAUACGAUGGCGUGGCUCGUGUUGUGCGCGUAGGAUCUGAUGUGACAACACUCAAGACUGAAGAUCAUGUCAUUCCGCGCGCCCAUGGCCUAGGGACCUGGCGCACAGAAGCCGUGGUCCCGGCAACCGCUGUGCUGAAAAUAUCCAACAACUUGGAACCGACGACCGCCAGUUUGUUGAAGACAGGCUGCUCGACGGCUUAUCUCCUACUCGAAAGCUGCCCAUCCCUGAGUCCAGGGGACUGGGUUGUUCUGAAUGCCGCGACGGGUUGGAUUGCGCGAAUGGUGGUUCAGUUUGCCUUGCUCAAGGGAUGCCCGAGUAUCUGUGUGAUCCGGGACCGAGAUGAUGUUGAGGCCACACGACAGUCACUUCUUGACCAGGGGGCGCGUGUGGUUGUCACCGAGUCUCAGCUUGCCAAAGAAGGACCAAGCGCGAUCGCAGGAGGGAACCGCGUUACUCUGGCAUUGGAUGCGGUCUUCGGUCAGUCUGGCCAGCGACUGGCCGCAAUGCUGGCACCAGGGGCCACUUUCAUCAAUUACGGGUCACUGGGAGGGGCGACUGGUGAACUGGUUCUCAGUCAGGAACUCCUUUUCUGGAAACAAAUUACUUUCAAGAAUUUCCGGCUCUCUCAAGCUUUGGCGCGCUACACGGAAGAUGCGCAGAUUGAUCUUCUUACCUGGUUCACCGAGCUCUUUGAAGAAGGGAAGAUCACUGCCCCACCGGUUAACCGCGUCGACUGGGAAGAAGAAGGUGGAAAUCUUGAGAAGAAAGUCCAGUCGGUAUUAGCUCGAGCUGGGGGUAAGAUAGGACCGGUUGUUGGGUGUGCCAAGCACGUUGUACGGUUUUGA
This is a messenger RNA of Penicillium olsonii, 1065 nucleotides long. NCBI's taxonomy places the organism in Eukaryota, Fungi, Ascomycota, Eurotiomycetes, Eurotiales, Aspergillaceae. The record is from the annotation of a GenBank genome assembly.